GUACCAGCAUCUGCAGUCACAGCAUACAGAAAGCAUGUGACGAUGACUGUUAAUGACUAUCGUUUAACAACCUUCUUCUAAGACUAGCACCAUCAUUUGUCUGUUCAUUUGGUGAAGACGCCAAGUUUUAAUCUGGUGAAGUCAUCUGUCCAGAUCCCCACAGUUAAGCAAGUGACCUGGAACCGCAGCUUUCAAUGAUUGCACCACUCUGGCACCAAAGAAAGCCAAGAAGAGGCUAGAAGGCGGUAGCUCCAAUGUGUUCUCCAUGUUUGAACAGACCCAGAUCCAGGAGUUCAAAGAGGCUUUUACAAUCAUGGACCAGAACAGAGAUGGCUUCAUUGACAAGAAUGACCUGAGGGACACGUUCGCUGCCCUGGGACGUGUGAAUGUGAAAAACGAGGAGAUCGAUGAGAUGAUCAAGGAGGCUCCGGGUCCCAUAAACUUCACUGUGUUUCUGACAAUGUUUGGGGAGAAGCUGAAAGGGGCAGACCCAGAGGAGACCAUCCUCAAUGCAUUCAAGGUGUUUGACCCAGAAGGCAAAGGGUCACUGAAGGCUGAUUACGUCCGGGAGAUGCUGACCACACAGGCUGAGAGGUUCUCUAAGGAAGAGAUUGAUCAGAUGUUCACAGCUUUCCCUCCUGAUGUCACUGGCAAUCUAGACUACAAGAACUUGGUACAUAUCAUCACCCAUGGCGAGGAGAAGGACUGAGGGCUGGCCUGGGGUGCCUGGUUCAUACCUUACUGUUCACCAUACUCCCAGUCCCUCCAGCCUGCAGGUGCACACCAUUGCAGGCCACAAGCAAAUAAACAGAAGCUCAUGUACCUGUU
Nannospalax galili (Upper Galilee mountains blind mole rat) is the source of this 828-nucleotide messenger RNA. It is a transcript of the gene Myl2, whose product is annotated as myosin light chain 2. Gene Ontology annotation, cellular component: cytoplasm; myofibril. The transcript has 7 exons. The record is from RefSeq and is a predicted model, not a curated record. Lineage: Eukaryota; Metazoa; Chordata; Mammalia; Rodentia; Spalacidae. Gene Ontology annotation, molecular function: calcium ion binding. Gene Ontology annotation, biological process: cardiac muscle contraction; heart development; muscle cell fate specification. Bases 266 to 709 code for a protein of 147 amino acids.